Messenger RNA from Adelges cooleyi (spruce gall adelgid), 1603 nucleotides. Its product is annotated as spliceosome-associated protein CWC27 homolog. The record is from RefSeq and is a predicted model, not a curated record. NCBI's taxonomy places the organism in Eukaryota, Metazoa, Arthropoda, Insecta, Hemiptera, Adelgidae. Gene Ontology annotation, molecular function: peptidyl-prolyl cis-trans isomerase activity. Gene Ontology annotation, biological process: protein folding; protein peptidyl-prolyl isomerization. Gene Ontology annotation, cellular component: catalytic step 2 spliceosome. The transcript is spliced from 9 exons. The coding region runs from base 94 to 1533 and encodes 479 amino acids.
UGUAGACAACCGUGUGGCUGACUUCCACUCGUAAUAUAAUAUUGUAAAUUAUUAUUGUAGUAAAAUUUAAUUACGUGUUAUUAUUUCUUUAGAAUGAGUAAUAUUUACAUACAAGAACCUCCAACUUCAGGCAAAGUUGUUCUCAAAACAUCGUUUGGAGAUAUCGAAGUAGAAUUAUGGUCAAGAGAAGCUCCAAAGGCAUGUAGAAACUUCGUUCAACUUUGUCUAGAAGGAUAUUAUGAUGGUGUUUUGUUUCACCGUAUUGUCAAGGACUUUAUUGCUCAAGGAGGGGAUCCAACUGGUACUGGAGCUGGUGGUGAAUCAAUUUAUGGUCAACCAUUUAAAGAUGAAAUACAUUCACGGUUGCGAUUUAAUCGCCGUGGAUUGGUGGCUAUGGCAAAUGCUGGCAAAGAUGACAAUGGAUCUCAAUUUUUUUUCACCUUGGGUUCUUCCCCGGAACUUCAGUCUAAACAUACUAUAUUUGGAAAAGUUGCCGGAGAUACCAUUUAUAAUUUAACUAAAUUAAACGAAGUUCUUGUGGAUAAGGAAGAAAGACCUAUUUAUGAGCAGAAAAUAUUAAAAACUGUUGUACUCAAUAAUCCUUUUCCGGAUAUUGUUCCUAGAAUUGAAAAAAAAAUUGACAAAUCUGAAAAAGGAACCAAAAAAAAAGAAAAAAAUAGUGGUGUUAAAAAUUUUAAGCUAUUAUCAUUUGGCGAAGAGGCAGAAGAAGAUGAAGAAGAAUUAGUUGAAGUAGUUAAAGAAUUUAGUGGUCGUCCAAAGUCAACUCAUGACGUUCUUAAAGACCCUCAACUUAGUGCCGAGCCUGCUGUACCAGAUAGUUCAUUGAAAGAAGAUUUAAAAGAUCUAUCUGAAGAUAACUCUACUAAGAUAAAUAUAGAUGACAUUCGAUCAAAAUUAUCGUCUAAUAAAAAGAAAAAAUCAAAUAUUUCAAUUCUAGUAGAUCCGCCAAAAGAAGAUGAAAUUGAUGACUAUGAAUUUGGAAAAGAACUAAAUGAUGAAAAGAAAAAAAAAGCAGAAGAAAUUCGUCGAGAAAUUAAAGAACUCAAAGGACAAUUAUCAAAAAAAAAGAAAGGUGAUAAAACAGAAAAAGACCUAAAUGAGAAACCAAAUAUUAAUGAAUUGGAACCAUCAACAAAUCCUCUAAAACAAGAUUAUUUAGAUACUAUAAAAUUAUAUUCAUCUAAAAAAGAAAAAAUACCAAAAAAAGGUACAAGUAGUAGAGAGGAAUUAACUCUUAAUCUAUUGAAUCAGUUUAAAGAUAAAUUACACAGUAUUAAAAAAUCUACAGAUAAAGAGGAUCAUACCAAAGAUACAAAACACAAUGACGAUGAUAAUUGGUUAGGCCAUACACUUCAUUGUGAAGAAAAAAAUCCUGUAUUAGCCAAAGACGCUAAUAAGAAAGAUGAUGAUUGGUUUGAAAUAUAUGAUCCAAGAAGUGCACUUAAUAAAAGAAAACGAGAUGUAAGUAAAAAAGAUUCAAAAACUGAUAAAGAUAAAAAAAUUAAGCAUUAGUGCAUUGUAAUGUGUUUUUUUAUGACAUAAAUACAUAGUCAUGGUCUCUUUUUCUUAACAUUUAUAAACU